AUGUCCGAUGUGCCGGUGACACUGCUGCUCACCAAGAAGGGCCCCCGGUCCUCCUCGCCGGCAGGGGCCUCGGAGUGGCGCUUCCGGGAGGAGCAGCACAGGCUCCAGAAGAGGCUGCUGAGCCAUCGUGCGGGGAAACUGCACGCCUGUACAGACUGCGGGAAAGCCUUCGUCUCCCGGUCGUCUCUCGCUCUGCACACCGCCACCCACACGGGAGAGAGGCCUUACCGGUGCGAGACCUGCGGCAAAGCGUUCACUCAGUCCACAAACCUCGUCAUCCACAGGAGGAUCCACACCGGGGAGAAGCCGUACACGUGUGCAGUGUGCGGGCGAUCCUUCCGGUGCUCCUCCCAUCUCACGACCCACGCACAGACCCACAGCGGGCAGAAGCCGUACGUGUGCCAGGAAUGCGGCAAAACCUUCAGUCAGGCGACGUACCUCGUGCUGCACGGACGCAUCCACAGCGGAGUGAGGCCUUACGCCUGCACCGAGUGCGGCAAGGCCUUUUCCCGCAUGUCGUCCCUGGGGUUACAUAAAAGCGUCCACAGCGGAGAGAAGCCUUUCGCGUGCAAGGAAUGUGGCAAAACCUUCAGCCGCCCCGCAGCCCUCAGCGUACACAGUAACACGCACCGUCGGGACAGGCCGUUCGAGUGCAAGGAGUGCGGGAAAACCUUCGGCUAUUCCUCCUCCCUCACCACGCACAUGCGCAUCCACACCGGGGAGAAGCGGUACAAAUGCGAGCACUGCGGCAUGGCGUUCGCGCAGUCUUCGACCUGGAACCGGCACAGAAGAACGCACACGGGGGAGAAGCCUUACGCCUGCCAGGAAUGUGGGAGAACCUUCCACUGCUCCUCGUAUCUCUCCAGGCACCGCCAGGCUCACAGUGGGCGGAAGCCGUACACGUGCGAGGAAUGUGGGAAACUCUUCAGUCAGGUUGGCUCCCUCAAGGACCACCGCCGGAUUCACAGCGGGCUGAAGCCUUUCUCCCUGCCCCCGUACAUACUCACCUUUGCUUUCAACGAGCGGAUGGCCAGUUGA
This is a messenger RNA of Echinops telfairi (small Madagascar hedgehog), 1038 nucleotides long. RefSeq names its product zinc finger protein 239-like. Lineage: Eukaryota; Metazoa; Chordata; Mammalia; Afrosoricida; Tenrecidae. The coding region runs from base 1 to 1038 and encodes 345 amino acids. The record is from RefSeq and is a predicted model, not a curated record. The transcript is spliced from 3 exons.